Nicotiana attenuata is the source of this 828-nucleotide messenger RNA. RefSeq lists its product as uncharacterized. The record is from RefSeq and is a predicted model, not a curated record. The transcript has 2 exons. The coding region runs from base 1 to 828 and encodes 275 amino acids. NCBI's taxonomy places the organism in Eukaryota, Viridiplantae, Streptophyta, Magnoliopsida, Solanales, Solanaceae.
AUGGAGAGAGUCAAUGAGAAGGAGAGGAGGACGAAUAUGGAGUUUUAUAAGAAGGCUAAGAAAGAGGCGAAGUUAGCGGCCACGGCUACCAAAACUGCAACAUUUGAACGCCUGUAUGAGGAGCUAGGGGGUAGAGGUGGUGAUAAGAAACUAUUCUGGUUAGCCAAGGCUAGAGAGAGAAUGGCUUGGGACCUGGACCAAGUGAGGUGCAUCAAAGAUGAGGAAAAUAAGGUCUUGGUAGAGGAGGCGUGUAUUAGGCGAAGGUGGAAAAUGUACUUCCAUAGACUCUUGAACGAGAAUGGGGAUAGGACCAUUAAGCUUGGGAAGUUGGAAGACUCGAAAAGCAAGCGUGAUUUCGGGACGAAGAGGAUGCCCGAAGAGUGGAGGCAAAGUUUGAUAGUCCCGUUGUACAAGAACAAGGGUGAUAUCCAGAAUUGCAAUAACUAUAGAGGUAUCAAGCUGCUGAGUCACACCAUGAAAGUUUGGGAGAGGGUGGUGGAGAGGAGGGUUAGAAAUAGUGUGUCUAUUUUAGAGAACCAGUUCGGUUUCAUGCCAAGGCGGUCAACUGCAAAAGCCAUUCAUCUGAUAAGGAGGUUGAUGGAACAAUAUAGGGAGAGGAAGAAGGACUUGCAUAUGGUGUUUAUUGACUUAGAAAAAGCCUACGAUAAAGUCCCUAGGGAGGUUUUAUGGAGAUUUUUGGAGAUUAGCGGUGUCCCGGUAGCGUACAUUAGGGUGAUUACGGACAUGUACGAUGGAGCUAAGACUCGGGCGAGGACGGUGAGAGGUGACUCGAACUAUUUCCCAGUGGAGAUAGGGUUGCAUCAAUGA